AUGGAAAAUACAAAUAACAAACAACGUACCCCAAGUAGAUGCAGAGAGUGGGAGCGUCAAAGAAGAAAUAGAUUUAAUGAAGCAAUAACCAAAUUAGGCGAAGUUGUCAAAGAAAUGAUAAAAAAUGACACAAAAUCUGAAUCAGCAGAUAAUGUACAAUAUCCCAAAAUAGAAAUAGUGCAGAAAGCAAUUUUGUGUCUAACUACUUGUGCUCAAGAAAAAACACAACUUAAAGCUGAGAUAUUGGCCUUGCAAGUAAAACUUGACGCUGAAAAAAAUAACAAACCUGAUAAAAAAGAUGCAUGUAUUCAGGUAUCUGCUGUAGUCUGUAGAAAGAAGAAAAAUGGCAAAUACGUUAAAUUAGUAAUGUUGCAAAAGUCAAAAAAAAAAUCAUUAAUAGAUAAACCCUUAUUAACAGCAAAUGAUGUUCCUAACAAUAAGGCUGAAAAUAAAUCCCCACAAGAAACCAUUACAAACAGUAAAACAAUGCAAAAAUUGCCAAAGUUGUUACCAUUAACUAAUAAUAUCAAUACUAAAAAAGGUCUAGAAAAUGCUAUAAUGAUGUUCUCAGGAGCACCGUACAUGCUUCCACAAAGGCCAUUUUUAUUUCCAGCGAUACCACCUGCUAUAAUUUUCUUGGAUCCAAAUUUUCAACAUAUAAACAAAACAACAGCAAUUCCUAUUGUAAACAGAAAUAUUGGAGAUAUGACUAAAACUACUAUGGGGCCGAUUAUGGAGCCGAAACCAAAUCCUUCUAAGCAAAAUAUGAGCAACGACCUGACAUUUCCUAACUAUGUGGGAAAUCAAAUAUCAGCUGGCAGUCAGUAUCAACCGGAAUUCUUUAAUACCCACCUCAUGCCGACGAACAUGCAAAAUGUAAAUAUAGAUCGGACCCUUACUAGUUUUCCACCAACGUCGCGCGCCAACUUUAAUCUAAGUACAAUAUUUCCAGAAAUAACCAUGAAGGUGCAA
Messenger RNA from Iphiclides podalirius (scarce swallowtail), 972 nucleotides. Lineage: Eukaryota; Metazoa; Arthropoda; Insecta; Lepidoptera; Papilionidae. The record is from the annotation of a GenBank genome assembly.